AUGGCGCCUCGCCGUAGGCCUGCUAAUCAACCGGCACAACAGAAUCAAGGAUUUCUGGAUGCCAUGUAUGCUGCCUUUCAAGGCAUGGCCACAAGAGCUCGAAACGAGCGGCCGGUUGAGGAUAAGAAGCAAGGUGAGGGAGGACCCCAGGAAGCAGAGUUAUGGUUAGACUACAUAGUCAAGCACUUGAGUACAAUAGGAGUCCCAGAUGAAUACUGGGUGGAAUUUGCUGUGUAUAAGAUGGUGGGAUUAGCAAACACUUGGUGGAAACAGGUCAAGAGGAUAAUAGAUGUCACAGGGUUGACCUGGGAACAGUUUGAGACGUUGUUCAAUGAACAGUACUUCCCCCAGAGUUACAGGGAAGAAAAAGCGCUGGAAUUUAUGUCUCUACUGCAAGGAGACAUGUCUAUAAGGGAAUAUGAGUCCAAGUUUAAUGAUCUAUCCCGGUUUGCGCCAUCACUAGUGGAGUCUGAACCCAUGAGUUGUCUUAAGUUUGAGAAGGGCCUCAAGAAUUCUGUGAGGAGGUCAUUGGUGGCCUUAAGGAUUCAGAACUUCCGGGAUUUGGUAGCUGCUGCUACAGGGUGGAACAGGGUGGACCACAGUGGAGUGGUAGGAGAAACCGCAACCAAUGACAAACGGUUGAGGAGAUGGCAAGCGGUGGCAGUAGUUCGUCCGGAAGUGACAGAAAUGCUCCGUACGGGCCCAGGUGUCACCAUUGUGGGCAGAGGGAAAGGGAAAGUACAGCGACAAGCUUAUGCCCUGGCAGGAGGCAGUUCUGGAGGUCAGACCAGCAACGCGGUGGUUGAAGAAUACGGAGUAAUUGUAGAUUGUUACCGUAGGAGAGUGACUCUGAUGACGAAGUCUGGAACAUCGAUUUCUUAUCAGGCAGAUCUGAAUCCAGUAUUAGGAGAACGACUGUUGAAGUACAGUGUUAGGGGACGGAGGAAUCUAGCCUGUUUCUCUUCCCUCCUUGCUUUGGAAGGUAAACUUGAAGUAAUUGGAGAUAGUGCGGGAAUCCCUGUAGUGGAUGAGUUUGCAGAUAUAUUUCCUGAUGAGCUACCUGGUUUACCGCCAGAUCGGGAAAUUGAAUUCUAUAUUGAUUUAAUUCCGGGAACGGCACCUAUUUCCAUUCCUCCAUACCGGAUGGCUCUGGCGGAGAUGAAAGAAUUAAGAACGCAGCUUGAAGAGUUGGCAAAAAAGGGGUAUAUCCAGAAUAGACAAGGGAUUUCUGUCGAUUCUUCCAAGAUCGAGACUGUGCUACAGUGGGAAAAGCCGAAGAAUGUAGUGGAGAUUCGCAGUUUCCUCAGACUUACAGGGAAUUGA
Molecule: messenger RNA, 1323 nt
Organism: Morus notabilis
Lineage: Eukaryota; Viridiplantae; Streptophyta; Magnoliopsida; Rosales; Moraceae
Exons: 7
Coding region: 1-1323 (440 amino acids)
Source: RefSeq, a predicted model, not a curated record